UAAACGUCGGAUUUUUUUUAGUAGUUUUAAAAUGUGAAAUAUUUAGUGUACACUAAGUCUGGCUAGGUGUUAUAAAUAAAAUAUUACAAAAAUCAAAAACAAAUCUUUAAAGAAUGAUUACUCUAAUGAAUAAAAAAGCACCUAUCAGAUUAGCUGGUGAAAUAGUUAUAAAUUUAACUCUGCGAUCAAAUUUUAGUUGUUGUAAAAGAUUAGGAAAACAAAAAGUGUAUACAUCUGUGAGUCAUGCAUUAGAAGAUGUUAAACCAGGCAGUACUAUCCUUUUUGGUGGCUUUGGUCUGUGUGGAAUACCUGAAAAACUAAUAGAUGGUUUAGUUGAGCGAAAGGAUAUUAAAGACUUAACUGUUAUAAGUAAUAAUGCUGGUAUUGAUAAUUUUGGUUUGGGAAAACUUUUAAAACAAAAAAAAAUAUCUAAAGUAAUUGCUUCAUAUGUUGGAGAAAAUGCUGAAUUUGAACAGCAAUAUUUAAAUGGAGAACUGAUUGUUGAACUUACACCUCAAGGUACCUUAGCUGAAAGAAUACGAGCGGGUGGUGCUGGAAUUCCAGCGUUUUAUACUCCAACUGCUGUUGGUACUCUUAUUCAAGAUGGUGGUAUUCCAUUGAAGUAUAUACAGCAUAAGGAAAAUGAAGAGAAUGAUUCUAAUAAAAAAAACAACAAAAAAGGUCUUGUAGAACUUGCUAGUGAUGGUCGAGAAACUCAAGUUUUUAAUGGACAAACUUAUGUAAUGGAAAGAGCGAUUACUGCAGAUUAUGCAAUUAUUAAAGCUCAAAAAGCAGAUCAUGAGGGAAAUUUAGUAUUCAACAAAUCAGCUAGGAAUUUUAAUUCGGCUAUGUGUGCUGCAGGCAAAACAACUAUUGUAGAAGUUGAAGAGAUAGUCAGUACGGGCUGUAUUGACCCUGAUCAAGUGCAUGUUCCAGGAAUUUAUGUAGAUAGAAUUGUUUUAGGCAAAGAUUACGUUAAGAAAAUAGAAAAAACUGUUAUAGCAAAAAAGACAGAUGAUAACAUAGCAAUGCUAUCUAUCUCUUCUGCUGCUCAAUUAAGAGAACGAAUUAUAAAACGUGUUGCUUUAGAAUUUAAGAAUGGCAUGUAUGUCAAUUUAGGAAUAGGAAUGCCAAUGUUAGCCAGCAAUUAUAUCCCAGAAGGUAUCAAUGUAAUACUGCAUAGUGAGAAUGGAAUUCUAGGUCUUGGUCCUCAUCCAUCAUCUAAAAAAUCUAUUGACCCAGAUUUGAUUAAUGCUGGAAAAGAAACUGUUACAGUUUUACCUGGUAGCAGCUUUUUUAGUAGUGAUGAAAGUUUUGCAAUUAUCAGAGGGGGUCAUUUGGAUUUAACUGUACUAGGGGCAAUGGAAGUCUCUCAAUUUGGUGAUUUAGCUAAUUGGAUGAUUCCAGGAAAACUAGUCAAAGGUAUGGGAGGUGCAAUGGACUUAGUUUCAGCUCCUAAUACAAAGGUAAUUGUUGCUAUGGAACAUACAACAAAAGAUGGAUCACCAAAAAUUCUACCUAACUGCACAUUACCAUUAACUGGUAGCCAAUGUGUUGAUAAAAUAAUUACUGAAAAAUGCGUCUUUGAAGUCGAUCCUCAAAAUGGACUAACAUUGGUUGAAAUAGCAGAAGGUGUAGAAAUUAUUGAUAUUCUUCAAAGUACUGGCUGUGAAUUUGUAAAAUCUGAAGACUUAAAAACUAUGGGUCAAAUUUAAUGAUAUUUUUUUUUUAAUAAAAUUACAAUUAUUAAUUCUUUUGUAUAUUUAAUAUUUAAUGUAUAAAAAGUAUAUAUUGCAUUUAA
Daktulosphaira vitifoliae (grape phylloxera) is the source of this 1801-nucleotide messenger RNA. It is a transcript of the gene SCOT, whose product is annotated as succinyl-CoA:3-ketoacid-coenzyme A transferase, mitochondrial. Gene Ontology annotation, cellular component: mitochondrion. The record is from RefSeq and is a predicted model, not a curated record. Bases 114 to 1715 code for a protein of 533 amino acids. Gene Ontology annotation, biological process: ketone body catabolic process. Lineage: Eukaryota; Metazoa; Arthropoda; Insecta; Hemiptera; Phylloxeridae. The transcript is spliced from 10 exons. Gene Ontology annotation, molecular function: succinyl-CoA:3-oxo-acid CoA-transferase activity.